ACUCAAAUCCCGUUCGAUAGCUCCCACUCGUCAAAAAUCUCCCCUCAUCCCAACUCAGGCAAGAUGUAUCCUACGCGAGCUCUUAGAAUGAUGCCCACGAGACGCAUGAUGCGUGCUCCUCCUACCGAAGACCAGGCCGGCCACACCGUCUCCCAGCGUCUGCGAAAGCUCCGUAAAAUCCCAGCCGAAUUGAUCCCUCUCGGCGUCGUCGUUGGAUUCGCUCUCAUGGCUGCUGGCUACUCGAGCUUCCGCAAGUUCUCGGUUGACAAGACUCUGCGACUCCAACGCCAGAACCGAGUCGCCGAGGCUGCUUCCGAAGAGCACCACUAAAUGGCACGACAAGUAAAAGAAGGGUCGCGGAGCGUCAUUGUGUUUGGGGGAAAUCCAGAGCAUUGUACAUGUUAUUCACCAGUGUGUAGCGCCAGGAGAUACGGAAGGCAAACCAUGCAUGGUACAGAUCUCAUCAGUCCUUUUGUUCCCUCAGAUCCAUGUCCUGUGGUCUGAAACCCGUGUCGAAUCGGCCAGUAGCCAACGCCAUCGCUAUGCUAUUAAGACAAAUAAAGGGACCUAGGAACCAUGUUUAUUGUGGUUUCGGUCCAGCCACAUCAAGUCCCUCCAGUCCUUGCAUGGGAUCCUCCGGCGGCUCGCCAGCUCGACUUCUGGCUGCCUCAGUCGCAAGUCGAUCUUCGUCACUGACGGCAUGUUCUGCGAGCCAUCCCUCCUGUAUAUAGAGUUAGACAGAAUCUCCAGUUGCUACGAAGUUGUGUCCUCUUACCUGAGCCCAGACGGCGGUCUUG
This is a messenger RNA of Pseudomassariella vexata, 797 nucleotides long. RefSeq lists its product as uncharacterized. Bases 64 to 330 code for a protein of 88 amino acids. The record is from RefSeq and is a predicted model, not a curated record. NCBI's taxonomy places the organism in Eukaryota, Fungi, Ascomycota, Sordariomycetes, Amphisphaeriales, Pseudomassariaceae. The transcript has 4 exons.